CCAGAGCCCUCUCGCGGCCGCGGCAGCAGCAGCGCCCGCCCCGGCUGCAGUCCGGCCGCCGCCGCCGCCGCCGCCGCCUCGCCCCCCAGCCGCCCGGGCAGACAUGAGUGAGGCGGCUCGGGAUCCUUCGCCCGGAGCGUCGCCGGCCGUGGCCGCGGCCGCCUCGGAAGAGAAGAAGGGCAAAGAGCCGGAGCGGGAGAAGCUGCCGCCCGUCGUGCCGGCCGGCGCAGCCGCGGUAGGUGGCUUGGACAGAGGAUCCAAGAGCCAGAUUUCCAGUUUGAGCAGCUUUGUUUCGACAGUUACCCAGAAGAAAGAAGCUGCUGAAAAUAGAAGUUCACCUACCCAUCUGGCUCUCCCUAACAUCAGGAAUGUGAGAGACCUACCACCAAUUUGUCUUGAUGUUAGACAAAAACAGCGUAUGUCUAUGGAUGCAUUACCAUCUGAAGUGAAGGUCCCAGCCCUUCCAGAACCUACCCUUCCUAGUCAACCCAAAAGUGUGAAAGACUUUGAGGAAGAUUUAGAAAAAGCUGAGUCAACAGGAAAUUGGAAAACAAUACACACUUUUUAUAUAACAGCAUUUGAUUCCUUCCCAGAAUUAAAUGCUGCAUUUAAGAAAGAUGCCACUGCUUCAUUUGAUACAAUUGAGGACUCUGGGGUUAAUGCUGAUUUGGUGAAUGCUGUAUUUGAUGCCUUACUUAACACUCCUCAAGAUAUUCAAAAGUCAGUAUUGAAGGGAAUCAUUAACAGCCUGUUACGAGAAUGGAAAGGCCCACGAACAAAAGAUGAUCUUAGAGCAUAUUUUAUACUGUUACAGAAUCCUCAAUUUAAUAUCACAUCUACAUACGUCAUCUAUGCUCAUUUGCUACGACAGAUAGCUACCCUAGUGGAAGCUGACCAUCAUUUCCUAGUUCACUGGCUUAAAAAAUUAUCCCAGAAGAAAUUCAAGCAGCUGGUAGAGAGGCUCCUGCAGUUCAUUUCUCUGCGCCUGUUUCCGGCAAAGCCGGAAGAAUUUCCACCUCUGACAAAGUGUUCCUGGUGGAUCCCAUCAGCCUCCAAAGUGCUGGCUUUACUCAAUACUGCCAACAAUUUGAUUCAUCCCCCCCUUAUUCCUUACACUGAUUUCUAUAAUUCUACCUUGGAUCACAUUGAUCUCAUGGAAGAGUAUCAUACUUGGCAGAGCUUUGGAAAUUCUCACAGGUUUUCCUUCUGUCAGUACCCAUUCGUUAUUUCUAUAGCUGCAAAAAAAAUCAUUAUUCAGAGAGACUCAGAACAACAGAUGAUAAGCAUCGCAAGGCAAAGUCUGGUGGAUAAAGUUUCUCGAAGACAAAGACCUGACAUGAACAUGUUAUUCCUAAAUAUGAAAGUAAGGCGGACACAUCUGGUUAGCGACUCACUUGAUGAGUUAACCCGGAAAAGAGCAGACUUGAAGAAGAAGUUGAAAGUUACAUUUGUAGGUGAAGCUGGUUUGGAUAUGGGUGGCUUGACCAAAGAAUGGUUCCUUCUUCUAAUUCGCCAGAUUUUCCAUCCAGAUUAUGGCAUGUUUACAUACCACAAGGAUUCGAACUGCCAUUGGUUUAGCAGCUUUAAAUGUGAUAACUAUUCUGAAUUCCGAUUGGUUGGAAUUCUCAUGGGACUAGCUGUUUAUAACAGCAUCACCUUGGAUAUUCGUUUUCCUCCCUGCUGUUACAAGAAAUUGCUGAGCCCUCCCAUCGUACCCAGUGAUCAGAAUAUACCAGUAGGCAUCUGCAGUGUUACCAUUGAUGACUUGUGUCAGAUUAUGCCAGAAUUGGCUCAUGGAUUAAAGGAACUCUUAUCAUAUGAAGGCAAUGUUGAAGAAGAUUUCUAUUCAACAUUCCAGGUUUUUCAAGAAGAAUUUGGAAUAAUUAAGUCCUAUAACUUAAAGCCAGGGGGUGAUAAGAUUCCAGUUACCAAUCAGAAUAGAAGAGAAUAUGUACAACUCUAUACAGACUUCCUUUUGAACAAAUCCAUCUAUAAGCAGUUUGCUGCAUUUUACUGUGGAUUUCAUAGUGUGUGUGCUUCAAAUGCCCUAAUGCUGCUUCGUCCAGAAGAGGUUGAAAUUCUGGUUUGUGGAAGUCCUGAGCUGGAUAUGCAUGCUCUGCAGAGGAGUACUCAAUAUGACGGCUAUGCGAAAACAGACCCGACUAUACGAUACUUUUGGGAUGUUGUGCUUGGAUUUCCUCUUGAUCUUCAGAAGAAGUUGCUACAUUUCACUACAGGAAGUGACAGAGUACCUGUGGGAGGGAUGGCUGAUUUGAACUUUAAAAUUUCAAAGAAUGAAACAUCUACUAACUGGUUACCUGUGGCACACACUUGCUUCAAUCAACUCUGCCUUCCCCCAUACAAGAGCAAAAAAGAUCUGAAACAGAAACUGAUAAUUGGAAUCUCAAAUUCAGAAGGUUUUGGACUUGAGUAACCUAGAAGACUUGAAAUACAAUAUUUUAUAUGUAGCAUUCACUUCCCUCUUAUUGUGCCUUUAACAUUUUCAUUUUUCUGUUUCAAAACACUUUCACAAAGCUCACCACUUUUAAAAUUAUGAGGGUUUUUUUUUUAUUUUACUCAAAUACAAAAUAUGUGUAGUGAAGGCAUGAUUUAAAAAAAAACAGAAAUUUAUUAAUAGAGUAAAGAAAAGAGCAUAUGGUAGAAACAAGCCUGGGUCCAGUGCUCUUUUUUAUAGCAUUUUGUUUUCCAUAUGUGGGUAAUCACAGGUGUCCACUGGGAUGGCCAUAUGCAGUAAAGAAUGCAUUAUGACAUGAUAGAACCCAGUGGCAAUGUGUGCUGGCAGCACACUGUAGCAAAGCAGAUAGCUACAUUAUCUUUACCAUAAAGCAUGUAGCCAUAUUUUCAUACAAAGGUAAACAACAGUAUAAUUGCAAAUGCAGUUUACAGGGUCUUUUGAUAUAUUGGUUUGGGGUCCUAUAAGAUCUUUUCAACUGUUGCUGAAAAGCAUGUAAAUAACUAUAUAACAGCCUAAGAAUCAUGGGAUUUUGAUAGUGCCAUUUAUUGCUAAAGAUUUAUUUUUACAAAGUAAAUUUAGGGUUUUAGAUGUGUAUACAGCUUUUACAAAUCAAUAAAGAUGAUUGUACAAGAGUAUUUUCAGACCAAUUGGAUUCAAGGUUAUAUUCUUUUAAGUAUUGUUAGUCAGCAUGCUCCCUGGCAGUAAAUCGGUUACUUGAGUAUUCUGUACUGUUUCUACAAUGGUCAUUUCUUCUUAAAAAUCAAGUUAGAGAAAAUUAGACUGAGCUAGUCAUUGACUACUUAAUUAAUUACAAGCACAAAAAAAAACUGCCAUUUUAUAUGUUUUGAUGUACAACUUAUCUAUAUUUCUGAUCAUCAGUUAUAUGGAAACUCUAAUCUUUGGAAAAUGUGGGGUAAGUUAUUUGACAAAAGUGAAAUACAAUAAAAAACAUUUGUGUCAAAAUGAUGUGCUUGGUAUAAAAGAGAAGUUUGAAAUUUUGGCUAAAAUGUUUGUUUUUCACUGGAUUCUAAAUAUAGUAAAUUCAAAAGUACCCUUGUUUUCUACUUCUAAUAAAGUAGCAUGUAAAAACUGCA
Phodopus roborovskii (desert hamster) is the source of this 3570-nucleotide messenger RNA. It is a transcript of the gene Hectd2, whose product is annotated as HECT domain E3 ubiquitin protein ligase 2. NCBI's taxonomy places the organism in Eukaryota, Metazoa, Chordata, Mammalia, Rodentia, Cricetidae. The transcript has 21 exons. The record is from RefSeq and is a predicted model, not a curated record. Gene Ontology annotation, biological process: protein polyubiquitination. Gene Ontology annotation, molecular function: ubiquitin protein ligase activity. Bases 104 to 2434 code for a protein of 776 amino acids.